AUGGUUAUUUCCCUUUCAAUUCCAUUUGAAGCUACGUUAUUUGGGCAAAUAUGGAGGUUAGAACCAGUUCCUCCUGAGAAGAAAGCAAUGUGGCGUCGAGAGAUGGAAUGGCUUCUUUCUGUUAGUGAUCACAUUGUUGAGUUGAUACCUUCGUGGCAGACAUUCCCGGAUGGAAGCAAGCUCGAGGUCAUGACUUGCAGACCUCGUUCGGAUCUUUACAUUAAUCUCCCGGCUUUAAGAAAAUUGGACAACAUGCUACUUGAGAUAUUAGAUACUUUCACCGAUACAGAGUUCUGGUAUGUUGAUCAAGGGAUUCUAGCCCCAGAGGCUGAUGGAUCCACCUCGUUCCGAAAAGCUUUUCAACGUCAAGAGGAAAAAUGGUGGCUUCCUGUGUCUCGAGUGCCACCGGGGGGACUCCAUGAAAAUUCAAGGAAGCAGUUGCAGCACAAACGUGACUGCACAAACCAGAUCCUAAAAGCUGCCAUGGCAAUCAAUAGUAUUACUCUAGCUGACAUGGAAGUCCCUGAAUCAUAUUUGGAAUCUCUUCCAAAGAAUAGCCGAACGAGCUUAGGAGAUCUCAUUUAUCGCUAUAUUUCAUCGGAUAUGUUUACACCUGAUUGCCUUCUUGAUUGCCUUGAUUUGUCAUCCGAGCAUCAAGCUAUUGAGAUUGCCAACCGAGUGGAGGCCUCAAUAUAUUUAUGGCGGAAAAAAUCAAACUCCAAGCCUAUUAGCACAAAUCGGUCCAGUUCUAAGUCAUCAUGGGAUUUGGUCAAGGACCUAAUGAUCGAUUCUGACAAAAGAGAAAUGCUUGCAGAUCGAGCACAGAGCCUCCUGCUUUGCUUGAAGCAGCGGUUCCCCGGUCUUCCCCAGACCACUUUAGAUAUGAGCAAAAUUCAGUACAACAAGGAUGUUGGAAAAUCCAUAAUCGAGAGCUACUCGAGAGUUUUGGAAAGUCUUGCAUUCAACAUUAUCGCACGUAUUGAUGAUGUGCUCUAUGUGGAUGACUUGACCAAGCAUUCAGAUCAAUUCUCUUCACUGUCCAGGAUCGGACUUAUUGGUCAGAAGAGUCUUUCGGUUCCUUACUCAGUGCCCUUCCCCAGCACUCCUUAUAGAACAGCUUUUUCAACCCCGAACUUUUCACCAGCACAGCUAGCUACCCCUGCAAAGGGUGAUAGAUCACCAUUUCUUUCAAGCAGCAAAGUUCCUCAGCGUGGGAUGGGCGUGACAAAGGUCUUGACAGACUAUCUUAAUAUCGAUUUAAGGCCGAAGGAAUACAGUAAUCCAGAUGAAGGAACAGAAUCAGGUUCAACCAUAACUCAAGAAGCAUCAGUAUCUUUUGAAUGUCUAAAAGAGGCGGUGAGCUUAUCGAUACUGGAGCCAGUUCCUGAGAAAGAGCCCUAAUGUUGCACAUCAUGAAUCAAUUUUAUAUCUUUUCUUUAAGUUUUAAAUUUGGUAGGAAUUAGAAGAUGCUUGAGAAUGACAAACAUUCACCCUGUUAUUGUAAAUGAUAAAUAAGUUGAGUGAUUCAUGCUUUGUCAUGGCAUCAUUUAUGGUCUCAAAUUUGAUUAUAGCUCAA
Gossypium raimondii (Peruvian cotton) is the source of this 1576-nucleotide messenger RNA. Its product is annotated as rop guanine nucleotide exchange factor 7. The coding region runs from base 1 to 1401 and encodes 466 amino acids. The record is from RefSeq and is a predicted model, not a curated record. The transcript has 5 exons. Lineage: Eukaryota; Viridiplantae; Streptophyta; Magnoliopsida; Malvales; Malvaceae. Gene Ontology annotation, molecular function: guanyl-nucleotide exchange factor activity.